GGGGUGGGGACAAGAAGGGAGGGCGAUGGGGCUGGGCUGGGGCCUGGGGAUGUCCCCAACUCGGCCUCCGUAGGGGAAGUCGCGCGGACCUGCUGCUGGGGCGUCUGUGUCCCCCCUCCCCCGCCCCCCGCCCCUUCCCCCUCUCUGGGGCCUGGGGGUGACAUUGCUCCGUGCCCCUGCUGGGGCAGAAACCGACCCUCUCCACCGGCCGGCUGCCCCCCCACCCUUCCCUGUGGGUCCCUGCCCUCCCUCGGCUCCCCUUCCCCUUUCCCCCUGCCCACCCCGAGGCCCGGCCAUGGGGGCCGCGGUCUUUUUCGGAUGCACUUUCGUGGCCUUCGGCCCGGCCUUCUCGCUCUUCCUGGUCACGGUGGCGGGGGACCCGCUCCGGGUCAUCAUCCUGGUGGCCGGGGCCUUCUUUUGGCUGGUCUCCCUGCUCCUGGCCUCCGUGGUCUGGUUCAUCUUGGUCCAUGUGACUGACCAGUCGGACGCCCGGCUCCAAUAUGGCCUCCUCAUCUUUGGGGCUGCAGUGUCCGUCCUGCUCCAGGAGGUUUUCCGAUUUGCCUACUACAAGCUGCUUAAGAAGGCAGAUGAGGGGUUAGCAUCGCUGAGUGAGGACGGAAGAUCUCCCAUCUCCAUCCGCCAGAUGGCCUAUGUUUCUGGCCUGUCUUUCGGCAUCAUCAGUGGCGUCUUUUCCGUUAUCAACAUCCUGGCGGAUGCCCUCGGUCCAGGUGUGGUUGGUAUUCAUGGAGAUUCACCCUUUUACUUCUUAACCUCAGCAUUUCUGACAGCCGCCCUCAUUUUGCUCCAUACCUUUUGGGGGAUUGUGUUUUUUGAUGCCUGUGAGAGGAGACGAUACUGGGCCUUGGGCUUGGUUGUCGGUAGUCACCUACUGACAUCAGGAUUGACAUUUCUGAAUCCCUGGUAUGAAGCCAGCCUGUUGCCCAUCUAUGCAGUUACUCUCUCCAUGGGGAUCUGGGCAUUCAUCACAGCUGGAGGCUCCCUCCGAAGUAUCCAGCGCAGCCUCUCGUGCCGACGGCAGGAGGACAGUCGGGUGAUGGUGUAUUCUGCCCUGCGCAUCCCACCCGAGGACUGAGGGGACCUGGGGGAAACCCUGAGGGCCAGGGGUACCCUCUUUGUCUCCUGCCUUUCUCUCCAUCUCCAACUAUGGACAGCUGCUAAGGGAGAAGGCCUAGCUUAGUCAUUGCCCAGGAGAUUGAAAUUGGGGUACUUAAGGGUAAAGCGGUUACUGGGGUUUGCAGGGAUCAGAGAAGCUCCCUGUUAGCUAUCCCCUUUGCCCUUUUCCCUCCCCCUCACCCCAAUUGAAUAUCUCUCUUUUUCUCAGGUCUGUGGGAAAUAUUUUUUGGUUUGACAAAGAUUCCAAACUGCCUUUUGGGGGGAGGGGAGUUUGGAGCUGCUUCCUUCAAAAUUUUUUAGCCUAUUUUCCCAAUUCUUCUACUCCCCUUUGUCUACCAUCUUUCCCCUUUUCUCCCAUUGGCCAGAGAUCCUAGAGAGUAGAAUGAGGAGUAUUUUAGGGAGAUAGUAAUCUCUAUUCCUCCUCUUCCUCUCUCUCUUUCUCUCUCUGUCUGUCUUUGUCUCUCUCUCUCUCUCUCUUUUCUCCCUCCCCCUUCUCUCUCUUUCUCUCUCUCCCUUCUCUCUUUGUCUCUCCCUGUCUUUCUCUUUUUCUCUCUCUGUCUGUGUCUGUCUCUCUCUCUCUCUUUCUCUUUCUGUCUCUGUCUCUCUCUCUUCCCAGCAACUGGGAUAACUGGAACUUAAUAAUUUUUAUCCAACAGUGAGAGAGCUCAAGGUAGCCCAAAGGACUCUAGGGCCACAGUGCCACUGAGGGUUAUAUCCUGUAAGGAUUUGUGGAGGGACUGCAGGAAUUUUUUUCUAGUUUUUAAUGGGGAGGGAGGGACAUGGGGAGGGAAAAAAGAGGGAAUGACUUUUCUAUAAAAUGUAUUAUUUUCUGCUGGGGUUGGCAUAUCCCAUCCUUUUAAUCAAAGUAAGUGUGAUUUUUGACUAAUAAAAGGAUUUUAUAACAAUG
This is a messenger RNA of Sarcophilus harrisii (Tasmanian devil), 2041 nucleotides long. RefSeq names its product aph-1 homolog A, gamma-secretase subunit (gene APH1A). Gene Ontology annotation, cellular component: gamma-secretase complex; endoplasmic reticulum; membrane. The record is from RefSeq and is a predicted model, not a curated record. The transcript is spliced from 7 exons. Gene Ontology annotation, molecular function: protein-macromolecule adaptor activity. Lineage: Eukaryota; Metazoa; Chordata; Mammalia; Dasyuromorphia; Dasyuridae. Bases 296 to 1093 code for a protein of 265 amino acids. Gene Ontology annotation, biological process: protein processing; positive regulation of catalytic activity; Notch receptor processing.